UUGGUUUAAUUUGAAUCAACAGUUGAUUGUUUUGGUUUAAUUUUCCACAAUUAAAUCUAAUUUGGUUUGAUUCUAUUAUUUUAAUCAUUUUUUAGAAUUUGUUUAUUGUUUCUCUGUACUUUCUUGUAUUAGUUAAUUCGGUUGGUUUGUGCUUGUAAAUUUUUUAUGUUGGUACAUUGGUCAGCUCAAGUUGAUUAAGUCUCGUUUUGGAACAAUCAAAAUGAUUCAUUUAAAAUGAUUCAAAUUUAAUCAAUGGUAAUAUUCAUCGAUGGAGCUUGAGAAUAAAUCGCAAGGAUGAAGAAACUUGAGGAAAAAUUCUUGUAAAACCCAAAGCAAAGAUGAAGGAUUGAUCGGAACUCUUUUUCUUUCACCAGUGAGAGUAAUUAAAGAGAGACUCUUCAAGUCCAAAAGAAAUGGUCAACCCAUGGGAAUAAAAGAAAAAAGAGUCAAGCAAUUUAAUCUAAUCACCUUAAUAACCAAAUCAAUGGUGCAAAAAGAGAAAAGGAGAAGCUCAACAUUAACGAAAUCUCUCACUCUCUCUCUCUUCUUCAACUUAAGCUUGUCCACCUUCACUUACCUUGGAGUUACUCUAACUUUAACUCUAAAUGAUUAGUUAACAGUCAAUUUCCAAUCAUGAGAAAAUUGUAAAUCUCAUUAAAAAUGGAUUGAUGUAAAUUAACUGAUGAUAAAAAAGACAAGAAAGUAACAGUUUAAUAACAGAAAUCACAGGAAUACCAUCAAGAUACCAUCCAAAUAAUUAAAUGUGAAAAAAGAGGAAAAAGAAGGAGCAAUCACUGGAAAGAAACUAAAUAUCAUCAAGAGAGAGAAAAACAAAAAAAAACGAACCAACAUAAAAAAUAAGUAGGACAUUGGAGAGAAUCAUAGAAACAGGUUUAGUAUAAGCAAAUUCGGUUGUGAAAAAAAAAGGUGAAUGAAAAAAAGAAGCAAAAAAACAACCGAAAAAAGAGUCAAAAGUUUCAUAAGAAGAAGAUGAAAAAGCGACACAGAUUGAGAGAGAAAAGAAGAUAAAAAAUGAAAGAAGAGACAAAAAAGAGAUUAUCAACAGUGUCCAAUGGAAAUGAUGAUAAAUGGAAGAUAAAAGAACGAUAAAGAAUGGAAGAUAUUACGUUACAAUUGUGGGAGAAAGAAAAUGAUGAUGAAUGAAACUCGUAGAUGGAGCUGGAACUUUGAUUGAUUCCAAUUCUAUGAAUGAAGAGAAACAAAUCAACUAUCAAAGAAAAGGAAUAAGAUUAAUUAGAUUACAAUAAAUUUCUAUUAAUUUAUUUCUUCGAUAAUUAUUAUUUCUCUAAAAAGAACAAAAUUACCAACAAUUUCAUCCUCAUCAUCUUCUUCAUCUUCUUUCCAAUCAAGUGUAAAAAUUGUUCGUUUUUCCAUUUUCUUUUUUUUCUCUUGUUCUUUUCUCUCUUGUGUUUAUUUUUGUUAUUUCAUCCAUUAAUUUUUUCUGGUUGUUUGUUUUUACUCUCUCAUUGAUUUUUCUUCCAUCAUCAUAACAAUCCAACGAUCAAGUCAAUUUGUUAAUUGUUAAUUAAAGAGAAAGAGAGAAGCGAUUCAACUCUCAAUGGGUUUGAAUCUCUUUGUUUGUUCACACCGAUUUAAUUGUUAAUCGUAUCGAUUGGAUUUUCGUUGACCAUUAUUCGUACAUUUCCAAUAUUCAAUUGAGAAAUAGAAUUGGAUAAAUUGUCAUAAUUAGUAAAUGAGAAAGUGUUGCAAUGAUAAGUGUUAACUAUCAUCUUUGUUAAUCACAAUUAAAGGAUCAUCAACAAAUCAAAUUGAAAAUGAGUGAAAAUGGACUUACCGGUGAAACUAAAUUAGCCUCGUUGAUUAACUUUGACCAACAAUUACCUUACAUUGAAUCAAAUGGUGAACUAAUUAAGAUGAAAAAAGUGCCAACAAUUAACUCAAUUGAAGUAACAUUUGUUGUACCUCGUUACAUUGGAUCAAUACAGAAAGUCCCAUCGAUGUCUGAUCUAUCCGAAGACAAUUCAAAUGAUUUACCUGCUCAGGUACCUCCUCUUACUCCAGGAACCAAUCAGAAGAUGAAUCAAGCCUUAAUUGCGAGUUUCAGUAGUUUCCAAAGGGAACGAGAACUUUUAAACAUUCCCAAAGAUCCACGAGAAUGGAGUUGCAACGAUGUCCAGCAUUGGUUCAACUGGUCAAUGCGAGAAUUUAACCUUGAAGGUAUUCACACUUUUAACCUUAAAUGUGAAGGUAAAGAUAUGUGUAACCUGAGGAAAGAUGAAUUCUUGGCAUUAACACCUCCUUACAUGGGAGAUAUACUUUGGGAGCAUUUAGAUAUCCUUUUAAAAGAGGUUGAAGUAAAUCGUACCAACAACAAUAACAACAAUACAUUUGAAUUGUUAACCAAUGGACUGUCAAUAUCAACGAUAAACACAAAUCCAUCAACAAGUACCAACAUUAAAUCAACUCCUUUACCAUCACCUUCAUCUUCAUCAUCAUCAUCAUCAUCACCAGCAUCGGUAACAACGUCAACCACAGUAACUUUACCCUCAUCCGAAUCACUUAAUCACCACCACCAAUCAAAUGAAUCAUAUUGUCUACCUGAAUUUGAAGAUUAUUUUAAUCAUCAACAAAAUGAUUACCAUCAACAUGGAUCAUUGGUAGGAGGAGAUUCUGGCUAUUUGGUCAAUGGUAUUGGUCAUCUCAAUCAACAACAACAACAACAACAACAUCGUCUCCAUCAAUCAGGUCCAAUUUCAACCCAAGAUUCAGUGACCAUAACAGUAACAUCUUCAUCUUCACCAUCAUCAUCAUCAUCAUCAUCGGUAGCAUCACCACUUUCAGUUGCAUCACCUUCAUCAGGAUCAAUAUUGAUACCAAGUGCUGCCUCACCUGUUAUCUCAACCUCAUCCAGCCCAACAACAACAACAACACCAACAACAUCAGCUUCUUCCUCAUCCUUAUCCUCUUCUUCAACCUCUUCACCUUCAUCAUCUCAAUUAAUAACAUCAACUAAUUCAACAAUACCCACAGGACCAAUUGCGACUUUAGUUGUAUCCAGUUCAACACCAAGUCAUCAUCAUCAUCACCAACAACAGCAACAACAACAGCAAACUUCAUCUUCUUCCUCAUCUUCCUCAUCAUCUUCCUCAUCUUCAACCUCAACAACAGCCUACUUGGAAGGUGCCUACAAUCAUUUUACUGAAUCCAUGCAUACCUUAAGUGACAUUGGUCAUGAUGAUAUGGUCAAUGGUCUAGUUGGUGUGGGCAAUGAUGUCUCAAAUGGUGGUCAUAACAAUGGUCAACAUUAUGGUGAUGAUACUGUUGAUUAUGGACUCGAAGGUCCAACUGGACCUCAUGCAUCUUACCUUGAUAAUGGGUCAGAAUUUUAUUCAACGGUUGUUGGACCAACAAUGCUAAGUGAAUCUAAAUAUUCAUCAACCUAUGUAACCACAUCAAAGUCACCCUACAUUGAAGUAAUUAACAGUCGAGGUCGAUACUCUGAUAUAACUUCACUUGACCUAAUGAAUUCUUAUGGUUCUCAUCAGUACGAUAAUUCAUUUCAAACGGUGCCUUCAUCAAUUCCACCCACACCUUCACCUGAACAAUGGGCCAGUGAAUUAAGUCCACAUUCAUCUUCAGGCUCAAGUCGAUCUUCAUCUAGUACCAAUAAUAAUAACGCUAAUAAUAAUAAUACCAAUAAUAGUAAUAAUAAUACAAGUAAUUCUUGUAAUAGUAAUAAUAAUAGUUUAAAUAAUUCUAGUAAUAAUAAUAAUCCCUCUGUUAAUAAUAGUGUUAAUAGUUCAAAUUCUAGUAAUUCUAGUAAUUGUAAUUCUAGUAAAUCAACAAGUAAUUCAACUAAUUAUAAUGCUAACGAUUCAAUUGUUGGCUCGGUGAAUGGUAGUGCCAAUGGUACAUCUAAUUGUGGUCAACAACAACAACAACAACAACAACAACAUGCUCAUCCAACAUCUCAACUUGCUCAUCAUCAGCAACAACAACAACAACAACAUCAUCUCAGUCAUAAUCACCAUAGUCAUUUACAACAGCAACAACAUCAACACCUUUUAACUCAACAACAUCCCCAACAACAACUUCAUCCUCAUCAUUCACUCCAUCCAGCUCAUUUAUCGCCAAUUUCACAUCAUCAGUUAACAGGAUCAAACCUUCAUACACCCCACCAUCAACAUCAAUCACCACAACACCAUCAGCAACAACAGCAACAGCCUCAACACCUUCACCAACACCAACAGCAUUUAUCAUCUCCGCAACACCUUCAAACUCAAGUCGCACAACACCAUCAACAACAGCAACAUGCUCACCAUCAUCAUCAACAAGCCCAACCUCAAGCCCAACAUUCACCUUACAAUGGGGUACACUCUCGAGACCACAGUUUCAGUUCAGCGUCUCCGUCUUCGGGAUCAUUCCCGUCGUCCUUAUCACCCGCUGGAAGUAUAAUUUCAAACGGUAAUGACCCAAGCGGUAAACCAGUGAUUCAAGCUGCAGCUCUUGCAGGAUCUGGACCAAUUCAGUUAUGGCAAUUUUUACUUGAACUUUUAUCUGACAAGAGUUGCCAAAAUUUCAUCUCCUGGACUGGUGAUGGUUGGGAAUUCAAAUUAACUGAACCUGAUGAGGUUGCCCGACGAUGGGGUAUUCGUAAAAAUAAGCCCAAAAUGAACUACGAGAAACUUAGCCGUGGUUUAAGAUAUUAUUAUGAUAAAAAUAUUAUCCACAAGACGGCAGGUAAACGAUAUGUGUACAAGUUUGUCUGUGAUCUUCAAUCGAUACUUCAUUAUACACCUCAAGAGUUACACCGAUUGGUUGACCUGAAGACUGAGAAAAAAAUGGAAGAUUAAAGAAAGAGAUAAACUUAUAUUCAGCCCCAUCGAAAACCUUUAACAUUCACAACAAAUCGACACAACAAACAUACACAGAGAGAAACACAUACACACACACCAUGGAGAUGGACAAACAAUCUUGAUCUCGACUUGUUAAUCAGUUUCGGUUAACGAUCGCCAACCAAUCAAAUCAACAAAAACACUCGCUCAAAAGCAUUGGUACCCAUAUAAAUAGACACUGACCAACCAACCAAGAGAAAGAUGAUCAAAAACCAACAACUUAAAGAUAAUCAAGUCAAGAUGCCAAAGAUGAAAAUUGAGAAACUUAAUCAUCACCACAAUCAAGCACAAAGAUUGAAUCACGACUCUUUUUUUUUAUUAAUCACCAAUCGAUACGAAAUCAAUUGACUAUCAAUAGAUGAUCACUUCCUUUCCCCGGUUAACACAUAGACAAACAAUCACUAUGACCUGAUCAACGACGACGACGACGACAUAUAUAUUAAUGAAAAAAACACCAAGUGUCUUAAAAUUGUAAAACAAAACGACAAAAAAACGCAAAAAAAAGUGACCUCAAAUCGACAAUUUUUUUUUAUUUUCGGAAAUUCAAAUUUCCUCUCUGUUGAUUUUAAACUGUAAAUAACUCACCGAUUCAACGACAAACUGAUUGAUUAUCAAUUAUCAAUCAAUAACCGACAUCAUCACCACCAUCAUCAUCAUCAAUUUUUGAACAAAGACAAUAUCAAUUAUUUUUUCUCUCUCUAAUCAAACAAUAAUAAUAAUAACAAUACCUUUGUAAUACCAAACCGUAUAAUCUGAAACUUACCUGGUUGGCACAUACACAUCAACACACACACACACACACACACACACACACUUACAUAUACACUACAACAACACCACACCAAGAAUCACAAAAUCAACACACAAACAAAAAGCCUCUGUAUUAUUAUUAUUAUUGUAUUUUUGAUUAUUAUUAUUAUUAUAUCAUUAUUAUUAACUAUAUUAUUUUUAUUAUAUUCACAACACCAGCACCAAUUGAAAUAUCAACAAUUGGAUGGAAACAUAAAAAAAAACUUGCAAAAAUAAUAUUGAACAAAAAAACCAACCUCUGUAUGAGUAAAUAAUACAUAUAUAUUAUACAUACGAAGACAAAAUGAAAUAUAUAAAGUAUAUUUUUUGCCAACAAUUA
Molecule: messenger RNA, 6006 nt
Organism: Panonychus citri (citrus red mite)
Lineage: Eukaryota; Metazoa; Arthropoda; Arachnida; Trombidiformes; Tetranychidae
Product: ETS-like protein pointed
Exons: 10
Coding region: 1797-4835 (1012 amino acids)
Biological process (GO): regulation of transcription by RNA polymerase II; cell differentiation
Cellular component (GO): nucleus
Molecular function (GO): sequence-specific DNA binding; DNA-binding transcription factor activity, RNA polymerase II-specific
Source: RefSeq, a predicted model, not a curated record